Messenger RNA from Gadus morhua (Atlantic cod), 6586 nucleotides. RefSeq names its product synaptic vesicle glycoprotein 2A (gene sv2a). The transcript has 13 exons. The record is from RefSeq and is a predicted model, not a curated record. Gene Ontology annotation, molecular function: transmembrane transporter activity. Bases 352 to 2580 code for a protein of 742 amino acids. Gene Ontology annotation, cellular component: synaptic vesicle membrane; neuron projection. NCBI's taxonomy places the organism in Eukaryota, Metazoa, Chordata, Actinopteri, Gadiformes, Gadidae. Gene Ontology annotation, biological process: transmembrane transport; chemical synaptic transmission.
GUCGUGUGCGUGGGAGUGGGGGGCGGUCUACGUCAGUGCAGAUCACCGGGCUACACAUUUUACACAAGGUGCCGGGCCAGUUGGAACCCAAGCCGGAUUUUACAUCUUCAUUCUUACCAAUCGCGCCACUCGCUUCCACAAACAAGCUAAUUAACCUCUCCGUUUGAAGGUCUCCAUACCAGAGAGUCCCCCCGGUCCAACAGCCCGGCAUCAGCUCUACGGCAGGCACCACGUCCGAGACCCCCGCCCACUCCGCCCUAGAGCUCCUCCACACUCCCAUGCUCUCGGGCCGCUCCUGAUCCACCACCUCCCGUUCUUCUCAGCAACAGACCACCCCCCCCCCCCCCCAAGAUGGAGGACGACGGGCGCUACCGGGACGGCCGCUCGGACUUCAUCCGCGGCGCCAAGGAUAUCGCCAAGGUGGCCAAGAAGCAGGUUGGCAAGAAGAUGGGCCGUGGCGCCGACAAGAUGGCCGACGAGUACACCAAGCGCUCGUACAAGCGCUUUGAGGAGGAGGAUGACGACGACGACUACGGCGGGGCGCCGGGCAAUGACGCGGGCUACCACCGCAACGACAGCCGGGCGGCCAAUGACGAGGACGAGGACGCCGCCGGCCACAGUGACUCCACCGAGGGCCACGACGAGGACGACGAGAUCUACGAGGGCGAGUACCAGGGCAUCCCGCGGGCUGACUCCGGGGGCAAGCCGGGCGGCGCCGAUGGCCUGGGCGCCGGGCAGGCCCCCUUCAGGGACCUGUCGGCCUACGAGGCGGAGCGGCGGAAGGACCAGGAGGAGCUGGCGCAGCAGUACGAGACCAUCCUGCAGGAGUGCGGCCACGGCAAGUUCCAGUGGACGCUGUACUUUGUGCUGGGCCUGGCGCUGAUGGCGGACGGCGUGGAGAUCUUCGUGGUGGGCUUCGUACUGCCCAGCGCCGAAAAGGAUAUGUGCCUGUCGGAGCCCAACAAGGGCAUGCUGGGCCUGAUCGUGUACCUUGGGAUGAUGGUGGGGGCCUUCGUGUGGGGCGGAAUGGCCGACCGGAUUGGCCGGCGGCAGACCCUGCUCAUCUCCCUGUCCAUCAACAGCGUGGCCGCCUUCUUCUCGUCCUUUGUCCAGGGCUACAGCUCCUUCCUGUUCUGUCGCCUGGCCUCCGGCGUGGGUAUCGGAGGCUCCAUCCCCAUCGUGUUCUCCUACUACUCUGAGUUCCUGGCCCAGGAGAAGAGGGGCGAGCACCUCAGCUGGCUCUGCAUGUUCUGGAUGAUCGGCGGCAUCUACGCCUCCGCCAUGGCCUGGGCCAUUAUCCCCCAUUACGGCUGGAGUUUCCAGAUGGGCUCGGCCUACCAGUUCCACAGCUGGCGUGUGUUCGUCCUGGUGUGCGCCCUGCCCUCAGUGGCCGCUAUAUGUGCCCUCACCACCAUGCCCGAGAGCCCCCGCUUCUUCCUGGAGAACGGUAAACACGACGAGGCAUGGAUGAUUCUGAAGCAGGUUCAUGACACCAACAUGCGGGCCAAGGGCUACCCAGAGAGGGUCUUCUCUGUGACCACCAUUAAGACGGUGAAGCAGAUGGAUGAGCUGGUGGACAUGGGGGAGAGCCUCGCCUGGCAUCAGAAGUGGAGGAUGAAGCUCAGUGCCUUGUUCCAUCAGGUACGUGGUAACUUCCUGGCCAUCUUCUCCCCAGAGUACCGCCGCACCACCUACAUGAUGAUGGCCGUGUGGUUCUCCAUGUCCUUCAGCUAUUACGGCCUGACGGUGUGGUUCCCAGACAUGAUCAAGUACCUCCAGAAGCAAGAGUAUUCGUCGCGCACCAAGACCUUCACCCAGGAACGCAUGGAGCAUGUCACCUUCAACUUCACCCUGGAGAACCAGGUCCACAAGAAGGGCCAGUACUUCAACGACAAGUUCAUGAACCUGAAGAUGAAGUCAAUGGUGUUUGAGGACUCUCUGUUCGAGGAAUGCUACUUUGAGGACAUCACCUCCAGCAACACCUUCUUCAAGAACUGCACCUUCAUCGCAACCCUUUUCUACAACACAGACCUGUUCAAGUACCGGCUGAUCAACAGCCGACUCAUCAACAGCACGUUUCUGCACAACAAGGAGGGCUGCCUGCUCAGUGACGUCAGCGACGACAACAACGCCUACAUGGUGUACUUUGUCAGCUUCCUGGGCACUCUGGCCGUGUUGCCGGGCAACAUUGUCUCCGCGCUGCUCAUGGACAAGAUCGGAAGGCUGAGGAUGCUGGCCGGCUCCAGUGUGAUCUCCUGCGUCAGCUGCUUCUUCCUGUCCUUCGGUAACAGCGAGUCGGCCAUGAUCGCUCUGCUCUGCCUGUUCGGAGGCAUCAGCAUCGCCUCCUGGAACGCCCUGGACGUCCUCACGGUGGAGCUCUACCCCUCUGACAAGAGAUGCACUGCGUUUGGCUUCCUCAACGCCCUCUGCAAGCUGGCCGCCGUACUGGGCAUCAGCAUUUUCACCUCCUUCGUGGGCAUCACCAAGGCAGUGCCCAUCCUCUUCGCGUCGGGGGCCCUGGCGGCCGGCAGCUUCCUGGCCCUCAAGCUGCCCGAGACGCGGGGCCAGGUACUGCAGUAGUGGGCAGGUGGGGAGUGCGUGAGUAGGGUGGCGGACGGGGAGGCAUCAGAAAGGUGUUAGCCACACUGUGAACAAGCAAAAAACAAAAAAAUACACUCAAGCCCUUGACACUCUACCCUCUAACCCCGACUCCCCCCCCCCCCCCCCCCCCCCCGGAUGUAACACAAAAUUAACAACGGUCAGAUCUCUGCAUAGAAGUCAACGCGAUCCGCCCACCGGCUGUAUAUACAUAUAUUAAGAUAUUCUUGUCAUUUGGAUUCACCGACCAUCAUACAGACACACACAAACACACCAUGCUCUAUAGCGAUUGGUGGGUGUGGUGAAAGCCUGUGUGAUGCUUUUAACAUUGGUGGGAUCCCGGUCAGAUAUUGCAACUGCCGAGAUUCUGAAUCGGGGGCCAGUUCAUAGUGCAAGGCGCCUUUUUAUGAGUGCAUCGUUGGUGUGUUUUUUGAGAUGGGGCCACUAGCACAAAAACACCAGUGGCCCAGACUGGGGUAAGAGGUUAGAGAACCAGGGUCCUUGAGAAGGAGCAAUGCAUAUAGACAGAGUGAUGAGGAUGAUGACCACUCUCCAUUGGCUUCAAACGUCUUCGACAUAAUGUUCAUCGCUAUUCACAUCACCUCUACGGUCCUCUCUGCCUUUCAAUUUUUUUAUUUGAAAAGAAUAAAUUACUUUUUAUUUGAAGCAUUGUUGAUCCUAAACCCAACACAUGCUUUGAUUGGCUUGGUCCUGUCACAUGACCGGCCCUCACUCUUAUAUAUCCUAACGGUCUUGUGUCGGUGUACAACCUAACUGCCAUUUUAUAGAUUAUAGAACAUUCAAGGUCCUUCAUUUCGGAGCUCUUUUCCCUUUAAAACAUUACUUUUUGAUAUUUUGAACAGCUGAGCGGAGGUGCAUGGAUUCUCCCCGAACAAGACCAUGGUGAAACAGUAAAUGCUGCCAGAUGUAUCGUUUGCAUCUCAAAAGUAUUAAACACAAAUAGUUCACACUGAAUUUUAACAUUAAAAGCACAACUGUUUGCCAGUGUGAAUGCCAAUAACAUGCUUCAAAUUCGAUGAAAGUCAUUCAUAAUUUCCAAAUUCAUCCAACUUGAACCUUUUUAAGAUUUAUAGUGCAAUUUUAAAUCCAUCUUAUUUGAUGAAAUGCCUACAGUAUUGUGAAGUACUUGCAGGUGUACGGUAUAUUUACUUUCAAACAAUGUGCUAUGCAUAUAACAACGUAUCUACUUGACUUUGGGGUAAGUUGAACAGUGGCCCCCAUUUAGACACAUUGCAUUUAUGCUUUGACUCCACCUCUUAAGUUGUGCAACCUAGGAUAUAUUCAAGAAGCUACCCCAAAAAAGGCUACAUUGCAUUUGAUUAACCAUGAAAGUUAACAAUCUUAAAGCACAACCCAACCCUUUAAAUGUGCAAUCAUCCAGAUUUUCUGUUAUUCUGUUUGCAUAUACAGAUGAUAAUCAUCUGUUUAUAUAGUCAAUCAUAAAUAUAUACAUUAUAUACAUUAUAUAUAUAUAAAUAUGUAUAUAAAUGUAUAUGUAAAGCUACAUUGUAUAGCUUACAAUUACAAAUUCCAUGCAUAGUCUAUUCCAACUGAAGCAGUUUCCAUUCAUAAAGAACCGAUUAACUAAUAACUGAAUGGUCUCGGAAAGAAUGUGUUUCAUCAUUAUAUUAUAGAUGAUUAUAGAUAUAAAUAUAGCCAAACAAAUAUCCAGAUAGAAAUAUAUAAACGUGUGUGUUGAAAAUAACAGCUCCCUUCCAGUCCAGAGAAGAUACAAUAAUAAAGGGAUCGUUCUCAUCUGUAUAAUUGAGUGGAAACGUCAAGGUUUAACUUCAUGUGUGAAUGGUUUUAUUAUAAAUGGCAGGUGCCUAAAAAAUGAAGAUUAAUUAUUUUAUAGCAAUGUUGAGAUGUAGACAUCUCUCUUGUGGAAGGUUGAACCUCUCAUUGUGUCAUUGGACUUUUUAAAUGCUAGGCUGGCAUUUUAACUUGACUACAGUCCUCACUAACAAUCAAACUAUCUAAACUGGCGUGAUUUUAGCUAUGUUUAAAAGUUGAUUUGUUGCUCUAGGGAUACAUUAAUCUUUUUUUUAUCAAACUUUAAAUGAAAGUAUAAAUGGUAGUUUACCAUCAAGUUUGAUCUAAGUCAUUGUGCCCAAAGUAGAAAACCAGAAUUUCCUUUUCUAUUUAUUUAUUUAUUAUUUAUUUUUGCAGGGCACAGCUCAAAAAGUAACAUGGUUUACACAUACAGAGAUGGGUUGGUAGUUGAAGCUGAGCGAAACAGCUAUUAAUUUAGCUCUAUUCAAGACAAUUAUAACUUCACAGAGAAGAUCACACACAGGAAUAAUGGUGGGAAGCCCACUGCCAGGUUCUCAAUUUGAACCCCAAAAAUGGCACAGAACCAUGGAUCCAUUUCCACUCAAUGGGUCCAAAUCACCAAAACCAGAUAUGUUCACAUUUGCGUGGGAAAAUAAACUCUGUCACAAAUCAGAUCCAAUCAAAAAUCAAAUCAGGUUAGAUCAAAGAAAACUAGGAUUAUUCUUUUGUCCAACUGCCAUUUUGUAGGAUAGCAGCCAUAUGUAGACUUGAGACAGGUAAAAAAAAAAGGAAAAGACAACCCACUGCACUAUGUGUACUCUGAUGUACAACCCCGCUAACCGAUGUCUUCAGUGCUUCGAGACACAAGAUAGGUCGCUUGUCCAGCUGGCGUUUUAAAAAGAGCGAGCACAUAGACUAAACACACAACCAAAUAAUCCGAUCACCAACACAAAUGCAGUUGUGAACAUAGGCGUUCCGAGGACAUGGAUGAAUCCCCCCCCCCAUAUAACAUCCCACAAUAUAUGUUUUCAAACAAACUGGACAUCUGUGACCAUCAUGUGACUCAUUUGUGAGCGUGAGGAAAGCACCGUAAAUUAUUGCCAAAUAUUUCUUUGUGUCAAUCCGUCAGAUCUCUGAUAUAGAUAUAAAUAUAUGUAAAUAAAAUCAAAAGGUUAUAAGUAAUAAGAUGACGCCCUGUGUUCUUGGAUCCCUCGGUAAUGUAUCGUGAAUAAGAGUCUUAAAGUGACAAAAAUAACUUUAAUGGUCAGACAGUUUCAGCACAUUAAUGGCCUAGAAAUGAAGAAUUCUACGUAAUCAGAACAACAAAAAGUCAAUGUUUGAAUACCGUUAUUAUGUGUUUUAUCUCACCGUACGUCCUCUGUUCCCCUUGAAAUAAAAAAAGAAAUAACCACGUCAAUGUAAUUACCGCGUAGUUGAACGCAAGAUCGCCAUGAAAACGCAAACUAUUCCAGCAAAUCUGUUAUUCUGUUGGAUUCUCCGUUCAAUUCCAGUUUGUAUGUAGUAUAUACAUAUCCUAGCUUCUGUUACAGGGUUAUUUUGUAUUAUUAAAUUAUUGUUGCCUAAGCAACAGUCAAUUUUGAGUGCAAAAAGUUAACAAAGCAAUAAGUGUGUUGGGAUAUUUGUCUAUUUUCUCUCCCUGAAAAGCACAUUAUUAUUCUAGCCAAGUCCAUGGAAACGCUGACUGUUGGCUCUACAAAACAGGACUGAAUGGCUCACAUUCAUGUGUUCUCUCUAAAGCUAAAUCUAGGUCCUGAAGCUGUCAAUAAGACUGCAAUGCCAUUAACUCAAUAUUAAAAAGAAUUUAUCACAAUCUUCAUUGUACUGUGCUGUAGAAACUGUAGUUGUUUGUAUGUAUGCAUAGAUUCUCUUUGUGAAAGCAUAAAUAUAAAAGGUUACAUUAAAUAAGAAGUGUAAAUGAACUGUACUGUAUGUUGUCUUUGAUUUUGUGUAUUUUGUAAAUGAGAAUGAAUAAUGAGUAAAUACAUGUUAAAUACAGGUUAUGAUAAUAGUUAAGCUAAAUGUUACGAUGUCAAUUCUGUUCUAAGGUGUGUGAGUUUUUUUCAUAUAUUUUAUUUGUUGGGUUUUGGUGGGGGAGUUGCUGUUGGGCAACUGACCCGUUAGAUCUGCAAUGAAUAACAAAAGACCAUGAAUAAAAAUAACUCUAAAAUCAAAA